Messenger RNA from Acaulospora morrowiae, 2901 nucleotides. Lineage: Eukaryota; Fungi; Glomeromycota; Glomeromycetes; Diversisporales; Acaulosporaceae. The record is from the annotation of a GenBank genome assembly.
AUGCAAGAAGUUGAAAUCGCCCCCCGAGACGUCUUCAUUCAUUAUAUAAACGUUCCAAAGGGAAAAACAAUAUUGUGGUGGUUUUCAACAAAGAGGAAAAACAUUUCUUUCGGGCUAUACCAACGAAAGGGAUUACCUGUAUCAACCGGAAAUGUUUUCAUCGCUGCGACGAAGAAUUCUAAUGAACCUCGUACACCGCUUGGUUCUAGUGACGGUGGCCAUUUGUCACCAGCAUCCGCAAAAUAUCCGAAUCCCACAAAGCCAAGUAUAUCUAGUGUAAAGAGUAGGACUUCAUUUGAUACAAAUGAUACUGAUGAAAACGAAGAAUUUCAUGGUGAUGAUCCAACUCUGACAACAUCACAUUCCACUCAAUCAAGCGUAAAUCGUGGGCGCAAAAAAUCAGCAUCAACACAAAUCAUCAAAGAUCCUGAUUUGAAAGAGAUUCUGCCUAUCGAACAUUACAAUUCAUCUACCGCUACGAUUAAGGGAAGUUACCGAGUGGCCGAAGAAGGAACUUACUGUCUAUGUUUUGAUAAUUCUUUUUCCAGGAACACUUCAAAGUCACUGACUUUCUUUGUGGCCUUAAAGGAAGAAGAUGAGCAGGAAAAAUCCAUGCCCGAAAUUUCCGGUUGGUUACUAAAAAAGAAACGAAAGAAGAUGCAAGGUUGGGCGAAACGUUGGGUUCAAAUUGAUAACGGAGUACUUUCUUAUUACCAACACCCUCAUGGUCCGUGUCGCGGGACGAUACAUAUUGUUCUUUCAACAGUCUCAUCUAGUCAAGCAUUUCGUUCCAUACAUUUGGAUUCAGGAACCGCUACUUAUCACUUGAAAACACUCACCAAUGAGGAAUUUGAUAAUUGGAUGUCAGUCAUUCGCAAAUAUGUUAAUAUUUCAAAGGAAAGGCAGCUUCACGAUCCUGAUUAUCCCAGGAUUUCGUCUUCUCACCAAUCAGGCGAUUUUGAAAGGCGACAGAGUUUGUACCUUAAACGUCAAAGUAUUUUAGAAAAACGACAUAGCAUUGCUUGGGGGAGCGAACCAUUUUUGCGUCAAAAUAAUAUUGAUGAAGAUAUUGGAAAGAUUUAUGGAACAUUUAAUAAUAUGGAAAAUGAAUUUAGUAAUAUAAAUGAACUUUUGGACGUUUUAAAAAAUUUAGUAGAAACCCCCCCUACCCCAAAUCAACCUAGACAUAAUACAACGGCUGAAGGAAAGUUUAGGUUAAAGAAGUUUUCUUUACAAAGAGAGUCUUCAUCACCGUCUCCAUCUCCACCACCAUACUCAAUGCACAUGUCAUUAGAUCAAGUAUAUGAGAAAUUGAAUACGGCAAUCUUAAAUAUUAAAACAAAUAAAGAGAAUGCAUUCACUUUGAUGCAGACAGAGAUUGAAAAAUGGAAGGGAAUCGAUGUUGCAUGUCGAAAACUUGUUGCGGAGAAUACAGAACUACGCAAGAUACUUGCCGAGACUCAUAGCUUUGAUGAAAACGGUCACGAAGAAAUGACCAGUGAGAGAAACAAUAAUAAAGAUUUUAGUGAAAAAAUAAGUAACCGUUCACAAUCCAUAAGUUCGACUAAUACCAUCCCCGACGUGUUUUUUGACGCUGAGGAUAUCGUUUUAACUGGAGAUCCCUCAACAACAGAUAGUGAUGUAUCUAAUAUUGAAGUUAGUGAUGAGGAAAGCGAGAUAGAAACUAUAAUGAAAGGUUCGAUCAUUGAACAUGAGGUUGAAGCACCUGUCGAAGAGACGACGAAUACUACCACUGUUGACCGAAAGAUGACAAUCCGAAGGAGAAAGGUUCUACCUUCACCAAUUUGUGGUGAUGAUGUCAGCUUACUCUCCAUCCUACGAAAAAAUGUUGGUAAAGAUUUAGCGACUAUUGCAAUGCCCAUUUCACUUAACGAGCCAAUAAAUCUUCUACAAAAGUUGGCGGAAGAUUUAGAAUAUAGCGAGUUGCUCGACAAAGCUUCUGCCAUCGAUGAUUCGAUAAUGAGAUUAAUAUAUGUGUCAGCAUUUGCAGUGUCAGGAUAUGCUUCUACUUACAGUCGAGCAACUAGAAAGCCUUUCAAUCCGCUUCACGGAGAAACCUAUGAAUUGGUUCGUCCAGACAAAGGUUUCAGAUUCAUUUCCGAGAAAGUUAGCCACAAUCCACCGAUCAUGGCGUGUCACGCGGAGUCGCAAAACUGGUCGUUUUGGCAAGACUCUAAAGUGAAGAGUAAAUUUUGGGGAAAAUCAAUGGAACUCAUACCAUCUGGUACGGUACAUGUCUCGAUUCCGAAAUUCGAUGAUCACUUCACUUUCUCCAAACCAUCCACUUGGAUGCGCAAUAUGAUUUCCGGGACAAAGUAUCUAGAACACACAGGUGUAAUGAGAAUUCAAAACCAAUCAACUGGUGAAGCUUGUGAAAUUACCUUUAAUCAGAGUGGACUUUUUAGCAGUGGGCCCAAAAGUGAGAUUGUGGGAGUUUUAUAUCUCAGUAAUGGUAAUAAGUGUGGAAAGUUGGUAGGCAGAUGGAAUGAAAUAGUUUUUCAUGAAACAGGACCAAAUCAACUAAAGGUUAUUUGGAAAGCCAACCCUCUUAUACCGGAUCAUGAACAAUACUAUGGAUUCACUCAAUUUUGUGUGGAAUUGAACGAAAAGACACCAGAUAUUGUAGAAUAUUUGCCUAACACCGAUACACGGUUUAGGCCUGAUCAAAGAUUAUUUGAAGAAGGUAAAUUGGCGGAAGCUGAGGCCGAAAAAAUCAGACUGGAACAAAAACAACGAGAUUUUCGAAAAGAACUUGAGUCAAAGGGUCAAACGUGGAUACCACAAUGGUUUAAAUUGGAAAACGAUGAAUGGGUGUAUAAAGGUGGAUAUUGGGAGACGAGAGAGAGUAAAUUGUUCGUAAAUAAGAUUGAAUUAUGGUGA